CCCGAAUGCAGCGCGGCCUCUUGUUGUGGAGAGGACGCCCGACACAUUACUUAUUCAUCAGCCUCGUCUGCCUGCCUGCCACACACACACACACCACACACACACACACACACACACACACACACACACACACACACACACACACACACUGCAUCGUUAAGCCGGAUGCAUUAUUUACCACAAACACACACAUGUGGAUGCAGGUACACACACACAGACAGAAUACACACACACGUUACACUGUUCUGGUAAGUGUGUAGAUGGCUCCCACAUGCCAGCAGACGGAGAACACAAACCCCAGUGAAGGAGAGGAAAGUUCACAAACAGACCUCACUGUCGCUCUAGACUUCCUCCAUAAUAAUGUCAUGGAAUUUGGAAGGGCGCUGGCUCAUGAAUGCGCCUAAUCAUCUCCAUACCUUCCAUGUCUAGGGAAAUUGACACUAUUUCCGUCUCGCCGAGGUGGCUUAUACUCCAGAGGGGGAAAUAAAAACAUAUGAGUUUGUGUGAGCACACGUGGGGGUGGUGUGUGCGUGUGUGUGUUUUGGGGCGGUUGUUCAUCCUGACAUGUCUCGUUAUGGGAUGAUGUGGAAUUCCUCAUUUGCAUACAAGCUGGGGCGGAGCUGAAUUUGGUGGAAGUAAGGUAGAAACACAGGUGUGUGUGUGAGGAGGGUUUUCCCCCUGUGUUUUGGUCCAGUGUCAGUGGGAGCCAUUAGGUAUUAUCAGUGGCAUGGCUGUGAAGCUGUGGUAAGAGUUUGACGUCAGGGACGCUAGAGGUCAGAGAUAAGGUGGCCUAAUCACAGCCGUGUGUGUGUGUGUGUGUGUGUGUGUGUGUGUGUGUGUGUGUGUAGAGGUAGGGAAGAACAGGGCAUCAGGACGGGGAUGGUGGGUGGUCAGAGUAUUCAGCUAACUAGAAUGUUGCAGAAAGCAAUUUAAGGAAUAGAGCUGACAUGAUUCCCUAUUCUACAUGACAGACACUCAUGUCGGUUCUACACAGCACUCUUUUCUAAGACCUCGGAACUUCUACGCAGUUAGACAGAGGAAGAAUGUUGUCCAACUAUAGGUUUGUGUUUCCUGGGCCCGUGUUCAUAAAGCCUCUCAGAGUAGGAGUGCUGAUCCAGGAUCAGUUUUGCCUUUUAAAUCAUAACAAAAAAAAUUACAUGGACAUGGACGACUGAGUAGAGGAGACCGGUAGGCAUAGCAACAUCCAACCAGAGGUGUCAAUGGCAUUAGCAACAACUGGCUUUUGACUGUGAAGAGACAUGGAUGAACGGAAAACCCAACCAGAUGCUGCCCAGAGAAGGGUUUGGAAAAUGUUUCUCUUCUCUCCGAUCCCUCCAUCAGCUAGUCCAGCAAAAUAACUCAUGACUGCUAUAGAGGGAUGGAGAGAGUUGCAGAGGAAGGAAGGGAGGGAAAGGGAGAAAGCGAGAGGGGGUGAUGGUACAGUUAUGGGGCUGGAUGAAGAAGUAGAGAGAGAAAGUGAGAACUUGCGAUAGACAGGGAGUAACAAAGAUGUAGGGUGACAAAAAGGAUAGAUAGAGAGGGGAUUGACAGAUAGAGAGCGGUAGAAAGAAAUGAGGCUAUCUAAUUGCGGUGUCUCACAGAGCCACUCGCCAAAGUGACUUGCUAAUCUGUAAAUCUUCUCUGGAGCACUUUCCCUGUAGACCAGAGUCUGCUGCAGACUGUCUGGACAGUGGCCACAUAGCAGUCUGGAAUCACACCCAACCCAUGUGGACUUAAUAAGAUAGGGAAAGAGGGAGGGACGGACGGAGAGAGAGAAGAGGAUAGAGAGAUGGAUGGCUAGGAGAGUGAUGAUGGCGAAAUAGGCAACAGAUGACAAGUAAAGGGAAGAGGAGAGCAUCGGGAUGGAGGGAUCUGAGGAGAGCGAGAGACAGGAAUGAGGGAGAACAAGAACACUGACUAAUGAGGUAGGAAAAGAGAGGGCAGGCAGCUGAGGUAGGAAUGACAGGGCAGGGCGUGAGGGAUGAAAAGAGGGUGAAAGAGAAAGAUUUGGGGAGUACGAAAGGAGAAGGUAUGAGGUGAAAAAAAGAGGGCAAAAGGAAGGAAGGAGGGAGGGAGGGAGAUCCCCCCCCCCCACAGUAGGUCCGUCCCUCCUGUGAAAAUCAGCCUAUUCCAGGAAGGAGAGAGGGAGACGAGCGCACAAACACUCAGCAUGUCUGAGACUGCCCUCUGAUGUCACCAGCCCCAAGAGAGAGAGAGAGAGAGGGGAGGGGACACAGCCGGAGAGCAAACUGAGCAGAGUGAGAGAAAACGGAGAGGUGGAGACUGAGAGCACUGUUCCGGUGUCUGCUGUGGACCGAGGCUGUGUUUUACUGCGUGUGUUGUGGAGAGUUGAGCUCCGGUUCAGGGAAGUUGCUCUAGCGAUCGCGUUAGCCACACACCAUCUGGAAGGCACAACUGCACAACUGAUGGUCGAUGUGAGCGUGGCACUGCCCAUGCAGGUGCCCCCGGCUGCCAUUCCCAUGGACCUGCGCCUGGACCAGCCCUUUGGCCUAGCACCGCGACCAGACGACCAGGGCCACCAAGGACAGGUCCCAGGUCAGCGGGAGCAGCAGCUGCAGCAGGAGUUGCUGGCCCUCAAACACAAACAGCAGAUCCAGAGACAGGUGCUCAUCGCUGAGUUCCAGCGGCAACAUGAGCAGCUCUCGCGCCAACACGAGGCCCAACUAGAGGAGCAUGUUAAGCACCAGCAGGACCUCCUGGCCCUGAAGCAUCAGCAGGAGCUGCUGGAGCACCAGAGGAAGAUGGAGAGACACCGCCACGAGCAAGAGAUAGAGAAACAACAGAGGGAGCAGAAACUACUGCUGCUCAAGAACAAGGAGCGUGGCCAGGAGAGUGCGGUGGCCAGCACAGAGGUCAAGAUGAGGCUGCAGGAGUUUGUCCUGAACAAGAAGAAAGCCCUGGCCCAGCGCAGCCUCAACCACUGCAUGUCCACUGACCCACGUUACUGGUACAGGAAGACCCAGCACAGCUCCCUGGACCAGAGCUCCCCUCCCCAGACAGGGAUGUCCACUUACAACCACGCCAUCCUGGGGAUGUACGACCCCAAAGACAACUUCCCUCUCCGCAAGACAGCCUCUGAGCCCAACUUGAAGCUCCGGUCCAGGCUAAAACAGAAGGUAACGGAGCGCAGAAGUAGCCCACUGCUACGCAGGAAGGACGGUCCAAUCACCACUGCCAAGAAGCGCUCUCUGGACAUGGCUGAAUCGGCCUGCAACAGCGCUCCUGGCUCGGGCCCCAGUUCGCCCAACAACAGCUCCAGUAACAUCACCAAUGAGAAUGGCAUCGCUGGCUCCAUGUCCAGUAAUUCAGUAGAGGCCUCCCUGGCCCACAGGCAGGCUGGCCGAGAGGGCCCCUUGAGCCAGCUGUCUCUGUACACAUCGCCCUCGCUGCCUAACAUCACCCUGGGCCUGCCAGCCACCGGCCCAUCCAGCAUGACGUCGGGCCAGCAGGAAGGUGACAGGCUUUCAAUGCACGAUAGGCUGCAGCAGAGCUUCCCCAAAACCACUCCCUUCAUCCCAGGGGCCCACCUGCCCUCCUACCUGACCGACGGGGGCUCAGCACACAACCCCCUCCUCCAGCACAUGGUCCUCAUGGAGCAGUCCCAGAACCCACUAGGUCUGUCCUGCUGCCUGGGCGGGAUGCCCCUGCAGUCGCCCUCCAUCCACAAGCUGCGUGGGCAGCACCGUCCCCUGGGGAGGACCCAGUCGGCCCCUCUGCCCCAGAACGCCCAGGCCUUGCAACAGCUGGUGAUCCAGCAGCAGCACCAGCAGUUCCUGGAGAAACACAAGCAGCAGUUCCAGCAGCAGCAACUGCACAUCAACAAGAUGAUGGCCAAGCCCAGCGAGCCAGGGCCGGGGCCGGGUAGGCAGCACGAGAGCCACCCGGAGGAGACGGAAGAGGAGCUAAGGGAGCACCAAGCCCUAUGUCCCCAGGACGGAGUCCUCAUGUGUGGGAUGACGGUCAAGCAGGAGCCCCCGGACCUCCAGGAAGAGGAGAGGGACCACAGAGAUAGAGUGGUUGACCAGGAGCUGCUCUUCAGACAGCAGGAUGUGUUUUUGGAGCAGCAGAGAAUCCACCAGUUGAGGAACUACCAGGCUUCGAUGGAGGCAGCUGGCCUGUCAAUCACCUUCCCAGUUCACCGCCCCCUCUCCAGGGCCCAAUCAUCUCCUGCCUCGGCCUGCUUUCCCCCCAUCGUGGUGCAGCAGGAACCACCCACCAAGCCUCGCUUCACCACUGGCCUGGUGUAUGACACGUUGAUGCAGAAGCACCAGUGUAUGUGUGGCAACACCAACACACACCCAGAGCACGCUGGACGCAUCCAGAGCAUCUGGUCUCGACUACAGGAGACAGGACUGAGGGGCAAGUGUGAGUGUAUCCGGGGGCGGAAAGCCACACUGGAAGAACUGCAGACGGUUCACUCUGAGGCCCACGUCCGUCUGUAUGGAACCAACCCACUUCGACAGAAACUAGACAGUUCAGUUACUCCCAUGUUUGUGAGGCUGCCUUGUGGAGGGGUGGGGGUGGACAGUGACACCAUUUGGAACGAGGUCCACUCGUCCAGCGCUGCUCGUCUGGCUGUGGGCUCCGUUGUGGAGCUUGUCUUCAAAGUGGCGGCUGCAGAGCUCAAGAAUGGUUUUGCUGUAGUCCGGCCACCUGGACACCACGCAGAGGAGAGCACACCUAUGGGAUUCUGUUACUUCAACUCAGUGGCCAUCGCAGCUAAACUCCUGAAGGAGAGGCUCAGUGUCAGUAAGAUCCUGAUUGUGGAUUGGGAUGUUCACCAUGGCAACGGCACACAACAAGCAUUCUACAGCGACCCCAACGUUCUCUACCUGUCACUCCAUCGCUACGACGAUGGCAACUUCUUCCCUGGCAGUGGAGCGCCUGAUGAGGUGGGCACUGGAGCAGGUAUGGGCUUCAAUGUGAACAUCGCUUUCACCGGGGGACUGGAACCACCCAUGGGAGACGCAGAGUACCUGGCUGCCUUCAGGACUGUGGUGAUGCCCAUCGCCAACGAGUUUGCCCCCGACGUGGUGCUGGUGUCGUCUGGCUUCGAUGCUGUGGAGGGCCACGCGUCACCCCUGGGAGGGUACAGGCUGACGGCCAAAUGUUUUGGAUACCUGACCAGGCAGCUAAUGGGGCUAGCCGGAGGCCGUAUGGUACUGGCCCUGGAGGGGGGCCACGACCUCACUGCUAUCUGUGACGCCUCCGAAGCCUGCGUCUCUGCUCUGCUAGGAAUCGAGUUGGACCCUAUCCCUGAGGAGGUGAUGCAGCAGAGGCCCAACCCCAACGCUGUCCAGUCCAUGGAGAAGGUGCUGGAGGCACACGGUAAAUACUGGCACUCUCUUCAGCGUGGGGCCUCCACGCUGGGCUACUCUCUGAGCGAGGCUUUCCGGUGUGAGACGGAGGAGGCCGAGACCGUCACCGCCAUGGCCUCCCUCUCUGUGGCCAACAAGCAGAGGAAGAGCGAGGAGGAGCCUAUGGAGGGCUGACCAAGCCCCCUUCACCAUUCAGAGACCCUCAAGGUCUCCCAUUUAGUACUCAGCCAACCUCCGUUUCAAUUUGACCCCACCCCUUGGCCCCACCCGCGCCCUGUCUAGGGGGACAGGGGGCAACGUAGAGCGAGGACUGGGUAUGAAACAGAAAUGGAAGAUGUCACUAUCUCACUCGCCCGGAGUGGACGGACUAAAAUGCCCCCGAUGUGUUGUACCGUCUCUAUGUGGGGAGGCAGAACACAAGGAGCCCCGGGUUGCAAGGUCUUGUCAGGUCUUUACUCCAGGACCAGUGGGAUCUAAGGUGACGUUAAACCAUCCCACGCUGGAAACAUUGAAUAUCUGUGCUUUUCUGGAACAGACACACUCUCUAAGUUCGAAGUACCGCUCCAGACACAGAAUUUUUCAUUUAGCCGUCUCCUUUAUUUUUAAUUAUUUUGGUCGUUUCUUCAUUUUUCCUCUUCCUUUCACUGAAAAAUAGCAACAGAGCCCUGUGAUGUAAUUACGACUUUGUUUACGAACAUUUGAUUGUUACCAUUCACGAAAGACUUUGAGAAAGGAGAGACGUCACAGGGUUUGCUGAUAUUUUUGGUGAAUUUUUCGAUUGGCAAAAGCAGGCAGUUUUUGCAGAAGAGGAAAGGUAUAAAACGAGGAAACGAGAGAAGGAGAACACGAUGGACAUGUGACCUGGGGCCUCAUUUUUCAAAGGUGCGUGCGCACAAAAAAUACUCUAAACCUUCCGUGCGCCAGUUUUCCCGCGAAGGUUGAUCAACUGUAUUGCGAGCAAAUAUUUUUAUUUUGGGGGAAAUGUAGGUGUUUGAUGCACGGGAAUUACAAUAAUGGUAGGCUAAUAAAAACGUGAAAACAUAUAGGCCUAAUGAUAAAACAUAUGCAUUUGCCAUUGGUAAGGAGAUCACAUAGCAGCAUCUCGCCUUAUAUCAUUUUACUUUUAUUAUAUAGGCCUAAAUCAUAAUCAUAUUGCAGGACAUGUCUCUCCUUUUCUGACAUGACUGGUUUAUUCCCGCUACACAACAAAUAUUACGCUACAAUUUAUCCAUCGCUCAUUCGAUAUCCAAGCCUGCUCGACAGUAAAUAGACCGGUAGUCUAUGACAGUAGGCUAAAGUAUUCUUGUGCAAUAGGAGCGCAACAUAAUAGCCUAUUUAUUCUCAGAGACUAUGCCAAGGCAGGAGAUCAAACACAAUCAUGUAUGGAUAAACAAAAUAAUGAACAACAAUUCUUAUUUUGCAUAGAAGUCUGGGCUCUAGGCAGCAUUUUCUUUUAAAUUGUUCAAUAGACAAUCAAUCUUGAAGAAUACACAGCCAGUGUUUGGCACUCGCUAUAGUUUUAAAAAGUCACUGCAAAAGAUUAAAACAUUCUGCCCACACAUAUACAGAAAUGUGAUCAUUGUCAUUACACUUUAUUUUAGCGACUAUCAUGAGGGUGUUUUUGUUACCAUAAAAGGUGAAUGGAAGGCGUUUUCCAGGCGGGUUUGUAACGCUCGUUUACGAGCGCACAUAUAUAGUAUGGCUCUGAUUACUCAAUGAAAACAUGUGUAUAUGUUGCGUACAACAGUUAGAUAAAUCCCAAUAAUUUGUUGCGCACACAAAUCCUAGAAUGUCCAUGUAUGGCAGAAUUUUGUAAGAAAUGUACGCAAUGGUUGAUAAAUGAGGCCCUAGGUCUUCUGGUUUGAAAUGACAGACUGUAAAAAGACUGAGUUUGUGCCUUUUUAAUUCCUGCCCGGUGGAUUUCACAAUGAACUCAAGAUGAAGAGCUUUGCCUUAAAUGAGUUUUGGGGGGAGAUAGGUGCCCUCCUCUCGCUCUCACGUCUCAUCCCCUUUUGUUGUAGUGAGACUGGCAAUGCCGACACGAAGGCACAUAGACAGGAGGCCCUUGGCAUGUUUACCCUGACUUCCCUGUAGCCUACUGUCCCACCCUGUUCCCUUUGACCUUGUUAUCAGUGCUUGACUUGGGCAGGAGCUCAGCUGAGUACCGGCACCUCAAAUGUUCUACUGCUUGAGC
Coregonus clupeaformis (lake whitefish) is the source of this 7533-nucleotide messenger RNA. Its product is annotated as histone deacetylase 4-like. Gene Ontology annotation, cellular component: histone deacetylase complex. The transcript is spliced from 25 exons. Lineage: Eukaryota; Metazoa; Chordata; Actinopteri; Salmoniformes; Salmonidae. Bases 2427 to 5513 code for a protein of 1028 amino acids. Gene Ontology annotation, molecular function: histone deacetylase activity. Gene Ontology annotation, biological process: chromatin organization; negative regulation of transcription by RNA polymerase II. The record is from RefSeq and is a predicted model, not a curated record.